Arabidopsis thaliana (thale cress) is the source of this 1813-nucleotide messenger RNA. Its product is annotated as Ubiquitin carboxyl-terminal hydrolase family protein. Lineage: Eukaryota; Viridiplantae; Streptophyta; Magnoliopsida; Brassicales; Brassicaceae. Bases 167 to 1651 code for a protein of 494 amino acids. The transcript is spliced from 2 exons. Gene Ontology annotation, molecular function: RNA binding. The record is from RefSeq and is marked reviewed.
UGCUAGAAAUAACACGUGUAAAGACACAUUCCAUGUUGCAGAAAUUACAGUCCGCUUUUGCUUUGAUCAUUCAAAGAUCAUUCCCUCCUUUUACUUUUGUCUUUGUAAGGUUCAUCACCGCAAUUACCAAAGGAUCAAGAAGAUGAAUUUCUGAGAGAUUUUGCGGAUGAUGAUGGCGCUUACUCAACUGGUUCCUUCUUCUCCAGAGAAGCUGUUCUGUUUCUCCAGCUUCUUCCUCCCUUCAAUUCCUCUGGAGAUUCGUAGAAGUAACGUAACUACGAAAACCAGUUCCAAGAAACUCGGAAGUCUGUCUUUGAACAUCUCAUGUUCAGCUCACAAGAUUGUUCGGAGUCCAUCUUUAGACAGACAUGUAGUGAAGCAGAACAGAGUUCGCUUUGUGCAGAAGUUGAACACUUUGCUUCUCUCUAAACCAAAGCAUUACAUUCCAAUUGAAAUCCUCUAUAAAUGUCGUUCUUACCUCUGCAUCGAAAAUCCAUUGGCCAUUCUCUCAAUGAUCCGUCGGUAUCCUACAAUCUUUGAACUUUUUACGACACCUACGCCACAUUUGCCUAUGAAUGCCACUAAGCCGUUAUCUCAACUCUGUGUUCGUUUGACAUCGGCUGCAUCAUCCCUUGCAAUGCAAGAAUUGAAUCUGAAGUCUGAGAUCUCUGAUAAAUUGGCUACUAAGCUCCAGAAGCUACUAAUGUUGUCAUCUCACCGCAGGUUGCUUUUGUCUAAACUGGUUCACAUUGCCCCAGAUUUUGGCUUCCCUCCUAAUUUCAGGUCUCGGCUCUGCAAUGACUAUCCGGACAAGUUCAAGACUGUGGAUACUUCCUAUGGAAGAGCACUGGAGCUUGUCUCGUCGGAUCCCGAAUUGGCGAACCAAAUGCCAUCUCCUGAAGUUGAUAGGGGUUUGAUUGUUGAUCGUCCUUUGAAGUUCAAGCGCUUGAAUCUUCGGAGAGGUUUAAAUUUGAAGAGACGGCACCAAGGUUUCUUGAUAAAGUUCAGAGAAUCACCUGACGUGUGUCCUUACAAAAUGUCAUCUGACUAUCUGGCAAGUGAGUCAAUUGAGGCGGAGAAGCGAGCUUGCGCAGUUGUAAGAGAGGUGUUGGGGUUAACGGUUGAGAAAAGGACCUUGAUUGAUCAUUUGACACAUUUCAGGAAGGAGUUUUCUUUACCAAAUAAGUUAAGAGACUUGAUUGUGAGACAUCCAGAGCUAUUCUAUGUGAGUAUAAAAGGCAUGAGAGACUCUGUGUUUCUCGUUGAAGCAUACAAUGACAAUGGUGAUCUUCUAGAUAAAGAUGAGAGAUUGGUGAUAAGAGAACGUUUGAUAGAUCUUAUUCAAGAAGGAAAGAGAAUUAGACGUGAACGAAGAAGAAAAGGCGCCACACUUGGUGAUAAAAGCGUGGAAGAGAAAAGGAAAGAUGAUGAAACAAUUGAUGAUUAUGAUAGUGAUCUGGAUGAUGAAUAUGAAGAUGGGUUUGAGAAUUUGUUUGACUCAGAAGAUUUAGGUGUGGAAUAUCAUUUCGACGAAGAAGAUGAUGAUGAUGAGGCAGGGGUUAAUGGUGAAAGUGUAGAGUAUUGGAGUAGAAAGCUUUCGUCUUCAGGUAGUAGCAGUGAUGAAGCAAAUAGUGCUGUGGAAUCAUGGUGAUGGAAAAUGUUAAAUAGAUCGUUUUGAUAUUUAUACUCAGAAAAUUGUACGCAAUUACACAAUAACAUAAUGUUUAUGUCGUUAAUCUUAUUCUCAUUGGCUUUAGAGCUGUGUGUAUUGAUGAAAUAGUUCGGGAUAAUGGUAAUAUUGAAUGGGCUUACG